Molecule: messenger RNA, 1323 nt
Organism: Colletotrichum costaricense
Lineage: Eukaryota; Fungi; Ascomycota; Sordariomycetes; Glomerellales; Glomerellaceae
Exons: 7
Coding region: 1-1323 (440 amino acids)
Source: RefSeq, a predicted model, not a curated record
AUGGAGAACUCCAGCGCUUAUAUCCUAUCCAAGAACGCCAGAGUUUUUCUCAAAGCAACCGACGUGUUGUCGGAUCACCUAUCUUUGAUUAUAGGGGAAGGUUUCAAGACGUUGUUGGUCUUCCACCAUCGCGCAUUUCUCGAACGUAGCCUAGAGGUUUUGAAGACGGAUCGGGAAGAUUUAAGCCAGUCUUUGCCAGAAGCUGUAUCCAUUGGCUGUCUUGACCCAACACUCCUCCAAGAAACGCUGAGGACCCUUGACCUCCUGUUUCCACCUUCCGGUGACGGACAAUCCCGAAGAAUACUCGAAAAAUGGGUGCAGAAGGAAGAUCUUGACCCAGGUCUGCUAGAGCCAGGCCAUACCAUGCUGGAAAUAUCAGCUGAGAAUAAGACCCCCGAUGACCUUCAGGAGCUGUACAUGCAAUAUCCGCACUGGGCCCCACGGCUGGCCCGUUUGCUGAAGGAGGUCGACGAUCCAACCCCGACAACUAGGUGGGAGCGCUACGCAGAACGGAGAAAAUCCCCUCGGCACAUGUACAAGUGCGCUCUAGCCGCCUUCAUUGUGGCAGCCAUAUUCGGUAUACUUGCAACGGUGCUGGCGGCAGUCCAGGUCUGGAUAUCAUAUUGCGCCUGGGUGGACGACCCGAUGAAGUCUUUAGUCUUCAAUUCACAUUUGAUCAUUCGACACAAUCGAGCAUACUGCAUUUCAGCCAUGGCUUCGCGACCAGACAUGGAUGACGAGGACCUCACCUUCCAUUGCUGCGCGCCCCUCCGGCCCUCAGAGCUCUUGAGACCAAUUGACGUCGGAGACCUUGGCGGCUCAGGCCACGCAGGAAAAUCAACAUUCCUCGCCUGGCCCAUCUUCGGCCCCCUCCUCUUCCAAAACGAAACGAGCGAUGCGCGCGACCACUGCGCGAAUGAGAGGACAUUCCUAAGCUACCUCCGCCUCUCAGUCUACAUGUCCAUCGUCGCCGUCGCCAUCGUCCUCUCCUUCCACCUGAAGUCCGAACCCAGCCAGCUCGAGCUGCGCAUGGCCAAACCCCUCGGCAUCAUCUUUUGGGUCCUGGCCGUCGCGUGUCUGUGUCUCGGGAUCGGUAACUACAUAAAAACCGUCAACAAGUAUAGUCGCAAAGCGGCCAUCGUGCAAACCGGAUGGAGGACGCAGCUCGUCCUUGCCGUGGUGGCUCUCAGCAUCGUAGGAACAUGCGUCGUCUUACUCGUCAUUACAAAGAUUUCAGCAAACUCUCAAGAGGGACAGAAGAACUCAUCAACUAACGCAGAAGCAGCAGCAGCAGCUUUCGUCGCAGGACCAGUCUUGAAGUGA